GCUGUCGCAUGCAAACAGCUACGGGGAGCCACAGGUCCAGCUAAUAACAGAUGCUUCAUUCCAUAUCCUUACAAGUUUGAAAAGACAAGCGAGGCAUGUCUUCUACGUUCCUGCACCAGGUGUCUCCACAAGCACACACUUCCCACCCCACAGCAAGAGUUGACCGAUGUUGAGCGGCAGCAAUGGGAACGAGUUCAGGACCAAAGAGCAGAUGGAAUUCACUACAAUACAAGACUAGUGAAGCACAAUGGCACACUGGCAAAGCUCAUCAAACUGUAUGAAGACAAACUAAAGAGUGAAACAACAACACAUGUGUGCUUGGUUCAGAACCAGUCCAGCGAAUACAGAAGCAUGAUACAGAACUACAAUGAAAGUGCUGUAAUUGUGCAUGUGGACUUUUGUGAGGCAUGGAAAUGCAAUUAUAGUUCUGAGGUACAGUCAUGCCAUUUUGGUCAGAGCCUCCCACAGCUCAGUCUGCACACUGGCAUGUACUACACAAAAGAAGAGAACACAGGAUUUUGUACAAUAUCAGAAUCCAAGCAACAGGAUGCUUCUGCCAUUUGGAUUCACAUGGAACCAGUCCUCAGAGAUAUUCGUUUAAAAUUUCCAGAAGUUGAUACUAUUGAACUUUGGUCAGAUGGCCCCAGCAAGCAGUACAGAUACAAGAAGGACUUCUCUAUCCUCUGCAAUGUCCCUCCAACACUGGGUUUCCAGAGAACAACCUGGAAUUUCUUUGCCAAUUCACAUGGGAAGGGAGCUCCAGGUUGCACUGGGGGAACUGUGAAAAGGACUGCAGACAGCCUUGUACUACAGGGGAGUGACAUUGUGGAUGGCAAGAUCUUCCAUGAGAUGGUUGGGAGAAGCCUUUGCAGUACUCAGUUCUAUCAUAUUGCUGAAGGUGACAUGCAGACAUAUGAUACACUCCUUUCUCAACCACUAAAACCUGUACCAGCAACAAAGAACAUCCAUCAGGUCAUACCUUACGGAAACAGCAUCCAUUGCAGAUCAUUGUCAUGUUUCUGCAGUGAGCCACAGAUGUGCCAGUGUUUCAGCCCAACAACAUUUCAGUUGACUGAAAAUACACAUGCCAGGGUAUAGGCUGAGGAGAAUGAUGGCCCUACCACAAUGGGAAAGAACAGAGGGCCGUUGGCAAUGCUGAUGGAGGAAAUGGAGCAGGAAUCCCAGAGUGGUCCUGAUGGGACUACGACAGAUAUAUCUGCUGGUGUCAUUAAUUGUGGAGAUUAGCUUGCAGUCAUUUAUGACCAAAAUUGGUGGUUAGCAAAGGCUGUCACUGCGGAUGCUCAUCACCAAGAUGUUCAAGUGGAGUUUUUCCACCCUCAUGGGCCCAACACGCGCUUUCGUCCAAAACCAGGUGGAAAGGAUAUGUGCCUUGUACCAGUUGAAGAUAUUCUGGUCAAACUGAUGGAGCUAUCAUCACCGGGUCAUGCAAGCGGGACGAGGGAAAUCUACCAUCUGUCUGCUGAAGUCAUGGACUUCAUAGAGGAGGAGCAUAUUAAUUGUCUACUUCCUGAUAAAGCUGACUGAACAUUUUCAAAGAUUUUCAAGCCAAGAAAUGGAUGGAAUUUUUUUUUAAGUUCCUGGUGUGUUUUCUGAUGUUUAUGCUUAAACAUUGCAGUUGUACUGUAGUUUUUAUUUUGCUGUUUACCAUUGUUGUUAAUAUUUACAGAAGGAUAAAAUAUACAUGACAAAUUGUUAUCUGUUGUACCCAAUUGUUAAGUAAAGUUGUUAAGCAAGGAAGCAUAGACUUGAGUGGUGAAAAGGUUGGAAUUGUUUGUUGUAAUUAGGCCACUGUCACCACAGUCAGGUCUCAGUCACCACCGUCGGAUGGAACUUACUUCGUUUUAAAUUAAUAGGCUUACAAUCUGUUC
This is a messenger RNA of Mobula hypostoma (lesser devil ray), 1889 nucleotides long. RefSeq lists its product as uncharacterized. The coding region runs from base 352 to 1098 and encodes 248 amino acids. The record is from RefSeq and is a predicted model, not a curated record. The transcript is spliced from 3 exons. Lineage: Eukaryota; Metazoa; Chordata; Chondrichthyes; Myliobatiformes; Myliobatidae.